AUGAGUGAUUUCUAUAUGAAUGUUGAUCUAGAUGUUGAAUAUGUUGAUAGAGGAAAAGGUGUUGAGACUGAAAAUGAAGUUAUUGAUACAGAAGAUGUUGAAGAUGUUGAAGUAAUUGAUAAUGAUGAAUGGGACUCAUUAGGUGAAGAUAGUGACGAUGAAAGAAGUAAAGCAAUAUUAAAACAGAUGGUGAAGGAGAAGAAAUGCUCUCUUGGUGAAGUCCAUGCAGUAACUUUUCAAGUGGGUCAAAAGUAUAAAAGUAAAAAGGAAAUUAAGGACAAAGUCAACAAACUUGCCAUUGAGACUAGAAGGAAUCUUGGCUUCAAGAAAAACGACAAAACAAGGCUUAGGGUUGUGUGUAAAGGUAAUGUACCUAAUGUAAAUGCAAGUGGGGUAGGUAAGGGCAAUAAAUUAAAUUGUUCUUGGUCAAUGCAGACUUCACGGUCAAAAGAUAGUGAUUAUUGGUAUGUGAAAACUUUACUGGACAAACAUACUUGUGUUCAAACUAGAAAACUUAGGGCUUGCACUGCGAAGUAUAUAUCUGCAGAAAUCUUAGACAUGGUCGAGUCUAACCCUACAGUACCCCUUCGAAGCAUUCAAGACCAAGUUCAGAAGAGGCUUCAAGUUGGUGUGUCCAUACACAAAGUACAGAGGGCAAAAGCAACAGCUACAAAGCAAGUGAGUGGUGACUACACAAAGCAAUACGAGGUGUUAAGAGAUUAUCUUAUGGAACUACAAACAACUAAUGUGGGUACAACUGUGAAGCUUGAGGUUGUUAAUGAGCCUAACAGUGCUAGAGAAACAAGGCAGUUUAAAAGGGUGUAUAUUUGCUUAGGGGCAUUAAAAAAAGGGUUUAAAGCAGGCUUAAGAGAUAUUCUGGGACUAGAUGGUGCUUUUAUGAAAGGACCAUUUCCAGGCCAAGUACUCACAGCAGUUGGAUUGGAUUCAAAUAACGACAUAUACCCACUUGCAUAUGCCAUUGUUGAGACUGAAAAUAUGAGUAGCUGGAAAUGGUUUCUAGAAUGCUUGGGAGAUGACUUAGAGUUGUACUCAAAUUCUAACUUUACUUUCAUGAGUGAUAGACAAAAGGGACUCUUACCUGCUAUUGCACAACUAUACCCACAGGCUGAGCAUCGAUUCUGUCUAAGACAUAUUUAUGAGAACAUGAGGAAAAAUGGAAAACAAAAGAGCAGAGCAGGAUCAGAUAUAUUGCUCAACAAUUUGUGUGAGGUUUUCAACAGUAAGCUUAUUCAUGGUAGGAAUAAGCCCAUCAUAAGUUGUCUUGAGUACAUCAGGCAGUACCUUAUGAAGAGGAUCUACAAUGUGAAGAAAGUGAUGUCCAAAGCUCCAGGUCCACUUACUCCAACAGCAUCAAAGUUACUUGAGAGAAAUAGGGAAGCUUCAGUCCAAUAUAGAGCUAGAUGGAAUGGGACUGCAAAGUAUGAAGUUUAUGGUCCUUGGCAUGACCAACAUGUGGUUGACAUGACAAAUAUGUCAUGUACAUGUAGAAGGUGGGAAUUGAAUAGGAUUCCAUGCAGACAUGCCAUAGCUACAAUACAUGAAAUGGAUGAUAGUGGCGACAAAGUUGGGGAGCUUUACACUUAUGUCAACAAAGUGUAUUGGCUUCAAACAUGGAAUGAAGCUUACUCUUACACUGUGAACCCUAUAAAGGGUAGAGCCAUGUGGCCAAAAAGUACCUGUCCAUUUCAAUUAACACCACCACCACAUCACAAUCAACCUGGGAGACCUAAGACCGAGAGAAAGAGAAGUGCAGAUGAAAAAUAUGAUAAACAGAUGCAAAAUCAUGGUGCAGGUGAACCUGAAAAACUUACCAGAAAGUUUGUUAGUGUCAGGUGUGGGAAAUGCAACAAUAGGGGUCAUAACUCAAGGACAUGCAAGGGUCAAGGUGGGAAUGCAGGAAGCAAUGAAGGAGGGAAUGCAGGAAGCAGUCAAGGAGGGAAUGCAUGA
Messenger RNA from Lactuca sativa (garden lettuce), 1968 nucleotides. RefSeq lists its product as uncharacterized. The record is from RefSeq and is a predicted model, not a curated record. NCBI's taxonomy places the organism in Eukaryota, Viridiplantae, Streptophyta, Magnoliopsida, Asterales, Asteraceae.